AUGACGUCUCCCAAAAACAAAGCCAAGAAGAGGCCGCCCAAAGACAGCAUGACGCUGCUGCCGUGCUUUUAUUUUGUGGAGCUCCCAAUCGUCCUGUCCUCCUUGGUGUCCUUGUACUUCCUGGAGCUGACAGAUGUGUUGUCCCCGGCAAUGGUGGGCUUCCGUUGCCAUGACCGCGACCUAUCCAUGCCCUACAUGGAGACGGGCGACGAGCUCAUCCCGCUGCUGAUGCUGCUGAGUUUGGCCUUCGCUGGUCCUGCGGCGUCCAUCAUGAUGGGCGAGGGACUGAUGUACUGUAUGCAAUCCAAGCUGAAAACUUGUCCCAAGUCAGAGAGCAGCAUCAACGCUGGAGGCUGCAACUUCAACUCCUUCCUACGCAGGACUGUGCGCUUUGUUGGUGUUCAUGUGUUCGGUCUCCUGGCAACGGCCCUGGUGACAGAUGUCAUCCAGUUAGCAACCGGUUACCACGCCCCGUUCUUCCUCACCGUGUGCCAGCCCAAUUACACGGCGCCCGGAGUGUCAUGUGACAACAACGCCUACGUCACGCAGGACAUCUGCAUGGGGAAGGACCAGUACGCCAUCAUGUCGGCCAGGAAAACCUUUCCAUCCCAGCAUGCAACACUGUCUGGCUUCGCCGCCGUCUACAUCUCCAUGUAUUUUAACGCCAGCAUCAACAGCACAACCAAGCUGCUGAAGCCGCUCCUGGUGUUCGCCUUCUGCAUGGCGGCCGGCCUCUCCGGCCUCACGCAGAUCACCCAGCACCGCAGCCACCCCAUCGACGUCUACGUGGGAUACCUCAUCGGAGCCGGCAUCGGCGUCUACCUGGCGGUGUACGCAGUGGGAAACUUUAAAGCGUCGGACGAAGAUUCUCCGUCUCUGCAGAAGCUGGCCCCGGCUCUGCAGAAGGACAGCCUGCGGGUGCUGAGCCAGCGGAGCCACGACUCCCUGUACAGGAAGACCCCCCGGGUGUCGGAGAGCCGGGAGGAGCUGGGGGCGGGGCUGGGGGCGGGGCUGGGAUCCGGGGCUCGCAGUAAGGUGAGGAGGGAGAAGGCGUCCCUGGCCUCCCUCAAGCGAGCCAGCGCUGACGUGGAGCUCCUGGCGACCCGGGGUCCCAUGGGCAAGGAAACCAUGGUGACCUUCAGCAACACGCUGCCCCGGGUCGCCAACGGCAACAGCCCCAUCUCCCCCUCCGACGAGCCGGUGGGCACGCAGCGCCACAUGACCUUCCACGUGCCCUUUGACCCCCAGAAGUCCCGGCAGCUGGUGUCGGAGUGGAAGCAGCGCUCGCUGGAGCUGCGCAGCCAGAGCUCCCGGGACGAAGAGGAGGAAGAGGAGGAGGAGGGAGGAGAGGAGGGAGGAGCCACGGCAGGAGACGCAGGAGACAUGGGGAUGCCCUCCUCUCUUUACCCCACGGUGCAGGCCAACAAGGGCAUCGCCACGCCGACGGGAGUCAGGAUGGUGGUGGCCCCCCCGCUGGUUCACAUCCCCGAGGAGGCCUCUCGACCGCCGCCCGUGUCGCCGAAGAGCGCCAAGACCCGGGCCAAGUGGCUGUCACUCACAGAGGGGGGGUCGGUGAAGGAGCCGGGACCGGGACCCAUCGCCGUGUCCACCCCCCGGGUUCCCAGCAUGCAGCCCACCCAGCCGCCCAGUCAGCACCGAGUCACUCAGGUGAUAGCGAUGUCGAAGCCGCAGAGUCACGGACCAAUCAGCUCGUCCGCCAAGACCUCAGAAGGCGGCUCCUCCUCCGGCGGCGGCUCCAACUGCUCCGAGUCUCCGUACUACCGGAUCCCGUCGGACCGGGACAGCUGCAGCGGCAGCAACCCGGGCAGCAUCGCCGGCAGCGGCAGCAUCGUCACCAUCGACGCCCACGCCCCCCACCACCCGGUGGUGCGCGUGUCGGCGGCCAACGGGAAGCCGUGGGAGUGGAGGAACACCAUCAGUGGGAACAUGCUGGCGGCGGCGGACACGGCGGGGGGGGGGGACAAGCACCGCAUGUCGCUGCAGCGCCAGGACAACCUCAACCACUACCGGGACUACCGGACGCUGCCGAUGAAGACCGACUCGCUCGGCUCCUCCUCGGCCGAGGGGGGGCCGGAGCUGCCUCCUCCUCCUCUCCCCACCUCCACCUCCCCCCUGCCUCCCCCGCCUCAGAUGUGCUCGUCCCCUCUUCCACCACCUCCUCCUCACUCCUCCUCCUCCUCCCCCCUGCCUCCUCCUCUUCCUCACCCGAGCGUCUCUCCGCUGCCUCCCCCUCUCCCUCACCCUUCCUCCUCCUCUCACAUGCCGCCACCUCCUCACCCGUCCUCUCAGAUGUCCCCGCCCCCCCUCCCGUCGUCCUACCACAUGCCUCCACCUCCUCACCCGUCCUCCUCUCCCAUGCUCCCCCCUCCUCCUCACCCAUCGAUCUGUCCGAUGCUCCCACCUCCUCACCCCUCCGCCUCCAUGCUGCAGCCUCCUCACCCGUCCUGCUCCUCCGGCAUGCUCCCCCCUCCCCCCCACCCCGACCUGCUGAUGGAGGCUCACGGCCAGACGCUGUCCCGCUCCUCCACGCUGCCGCGCCGGCCCUCCGCCCGCAGCCACGCCGAGCAGGAGCACUACUACAAGGCCAUGCAGAACGAGAGGAUGUUAUAA
Molecule: messenger RNA, 2631 nt
Organism: Limanda limanda (common dab)
Lineage: Eukaryota; Metazoa; Chordata; Actinopteri; Pleuronectiformes; Pleuronectidae
Product: phospholipid phosphatase-related protein type 3-like
Exons: 8
Coding region: 1-2631 (876 amino acids)
Biological process (GO): signal transduction; phospholipid dephosphorylation; phospholipid metabolic process
Molecular function (GO): phosphatidate phosphatase activity
Source: RefSeq, a predicted model, not a curated record